Xenopus laevis (African clawed frog) is the source of this 2027-nucleotide messenger RNA. It is a transcript of the gene hoxb8.S, whose product is annotated as homeobox protein Hox-B8. The record is from RefSeq and is a predicted model, not a curated record. Gene Ontology annotation, biological process: regulation of transcription by RNA polymerase II; regulation of DNA-templated transcription. The transcript has 2 exons. Bases 638 to 1372 code for a protein of 244 amino acids. Gene Ontology annotation, molecular function: DNA binding; DNA-binding transcription factor activity; RNA polymerase II transcription regulatory region sequence-specific DNA binding. NCBI's taxonomy places the organism in Eukaryota, Metazoa, Chordata, Amphibia, Anura, Pipidae. Gene Ontology annotation, cellular component: nucleus.
AAAAAAAAAAAAACUCAGCAACGCAAAGUGCCUCGUUAAAAUUUGGGGAAUGAACGACGUAAAUGUCUUUUCAUUUUCAACACUCCCCAAAAAUCAGUGUUUCGGGGUUGGGCUUUAAGGUGGGUGAUUUGUUGUGAGGAGAGAGAAGUGAUUAGUGGAGGUAGUUAAAGAUGUUGAAUGUGUUUACUAGUGACUGGCUCACCCCCCACUAACCCUCUGUUACCCCUCUGUCUCCUCUCCUUGCCCCUCUCUCCCAAUCCUCUCCAGCAGCCCGACUGCGACUCUCCAAUAGGAACAGGCGUCGCUAAUAGAUGCAAAUGUUCCUGAAAAGAGCAGGCAAAAUAUGAAAGAAGUCAUUUGCUGGCGAGUAAAUCACAGAAAACUGUUUAUGAACUGGCAAGUUCCCUUCUUGGAAAUGUAAAGCGACAAGUCUUUAAGUGGGUGCAUCGGGUUUUUUUUUUAAUUUUUUUUAAUUUUUUUUUUUUUGGAUAACAACAAGGGGGGGGAUGUAAUAUCAUCCAAACGUAGACUUUUGAUUGUCCCCCCUUUCUUUUGUACUUGUGGAAAUCACAGGCUCUCCAGCCAGCUCCUUCAGCUUCUCUGGUGUUGGUAAAAAAAAAAAAAAAGCGAAAUUAACAUGAGCUCUUAUUUCGUCAAUUCUCUCUUCUCCAAGUACAAAACCGGCGACUCUUUGCGCCCCAAUUACUAUGAUUGCGGCUUUACGCAGGCAGACUUGGGAGGCAGAGCUACAGUGGUGUAUGGAGCCAGUGCUGGGGGAACAUUUCAGCACCCGGGGCAGAUUCAGGAUUUCUACCAUGGAACGCCUUCCCUUUCUUCUCCCACUUACCAGCAGAACCCCUGUGCUGUGACUUGUCACGGCGACCCCGGCAGCUUCUAUGGAUACGACCCCUUACAGAGGCAGAGCCUGUUCAGCAGCCAAGAGUCGGAGCUGGUGCAAUACAGUGAGUGCAAAGUGGCCUCGGCUGGGCUGGGGGAAGAGGCAGAGAGCUCAGAACAGAGUCCGUCUCCGACCCAGCUCUUCCCAUGGAUGAGACCACAAGCAGCCGCCGGACGCAGGAGGGGACGGCAGACCUACAGUCGCUACCAGACGCUGGAGCUGGAGAAAGAGUUUCUGUUCAACCCCUACCUGACCCGAAAGCGGAGGAUUGAGGUGUCGCACGCCCUGGGACUGACUGAGAGACAGGUCAAAAUCUGGUUCCAGAACCGGAGGAUGAAAUGGAAAAAAGAGAACAAUAAAGACAAGUUCCCCAGCAGCAAAUGUGAACAGGAGGAACUGGAGAAACAGAAAAUGGAGAGGGCGCAAGAGACGGAGGAAGUGUUGGACGGACAGAAAGGGGAAAAGAGCAAUUAAAUCGCAAUCCGGGAGUAGCAGCGAUUUUUAGCGAACAGUCAGGAGGAAAGCGAUUAUUUGCUGUACACGUUUAUCUGCUGUGCCCCCCCCUAUCAUGUCUGGUACAACAAUAGCCAGUGCUCCCCAUUAUAAUAAUAAUAUUAAGACAAGGGAAACCUGCUCCUCUGUUCGGGAACAAAACUCCAGUGACCUUAGUGUUUGUGUUUAACGCAAUAGCUUUUUGUGGAUCAUAAUCUUCGGGUGGGGGGGGUGGUGUUUGGUCGCUCUAGAAGUUUUUUGUGUGCACUAUGUGUGAUUCCUGUGUUCCUUUAUGAAAAUCCGCGAAAACAAAUGACAAACCAACAACAUGAAACUGCCUAAUUGAGAUGUAGAACUUCCCCUGGACACACGGCUAGGACGCCCCCUCUCCUCAUCUUGUUCAUGGUCCCCAGCCAUGGCCAGAGGAUCCCCCUCUCUUUAGUUAGCAUGCUUGCAACGACCCCACUUGUGCUUAUUAUUAGGGUAACUGUAGACAGAUUACUGUAUCCUGUGAACGUGGAAUUCAUUUUUAUUGGGGGGGUGAGUUUAUUGUUCGACCCACUUUGUUCUGUUGUCUAAACAUGGAAGCGACAGAAUAAGCAGCGCUAAUAAAGUUUACAAGAGGGAAUUUGUGGCA